Molecule: messenger RNA, 1005 nt
Organism: Thermothielavioides terrestris NRRL 8126
Lineage: Eukaryota; Fungi; Ascomycota; Sordariomycetes; Sordariales; Chaetomiaceae
Exons: 1
Coding region: 276-443 (55 amino acids)
Source: RefSeq, a predicted model, not a curated record
GAAAUGAUAGGUCCAGACGGCUCCUAACCUCUCAAGUGGCUGAGGUUUGACUGGUAGUUAUCCAGAGCCGGUAUGGCUGUGGCGGGAGACGAGGCCUGGAGUCAGGCUGCUUGUGGAGUUUAUUCUUCGUUGUGGCAAGCUUCAACUUUGCCAGAGUGAAUUCCAACAACCGAACCCGCCUUCCUCUUGAAACUGAUCUCAGAAAGCACGUCGAACCGCAUAAAGACGGGAAUGAAGAAGCAUUCCCAUGCCGGGCCAAUAGCGGCCGGCGGGUGAUGGAGCGCGGCGAGACUGAUUGGCAAGAGGCAACAGUGGGUGUUUCAAACGGCGCAAGGAGGCAACCGGCGGUGAAGCUGAGUGCAGCCGACCCCUCUCCGUCGCCCAGCGACGACGAGGAGCAGGCCUUUCUGGUGGAUUCUCGAAUUGCCUCCGAAAUCGAUUGACGGGUAAAUAUGUCAGGAGGGCCGGAAAACACCAGAAGAUGGCAACUGAUCGCCCCAAACCGACGGUGACAGUUGAGGCGGCUGGCCCCUGACCACCAGCUGGUUCCCCUUGACCAGUCAGCCUCAGCCACCAUCUCUAUACAUAGAUAAGCAGCCUCGUGGUCGGAGGAUUCGACACCACAUUCUCGUUUGUUUGUUUCGGUGUGCUGGCCGGCAGCUUCCUUCUUACGACAAUAUUGUCCUGCAAUCCACGGCCCACUGCGCAUUGCGCUGCAGCCCGUUGCAGUCUGCCUCCGAAGUGCCUUGGCUGAAUCUCGAUCACGGGAGUUCGUCCCAUAAUUAUCUUCAUGCUCAAGCCUUGCCAUUCCUGGGUUCCCGAGGUGAAUGGAAGCACGCUCCUCAGGCUGCCCAAUGCUCCUGAGGAAGGGGAAAUGCAAGAUUAGGCGCCAGCCCCAGUUCUCGACGAACUGCAAGGCUGGGGUACCGCCUCGCAAUCACGGGUUCUGUGCAAGUGCAAGACAAAGUUGAGGUGUCAGCCCUCGGGUAGUGAUCCUGGAUGGAG